Triticum turgidum subsp. durum (durum wheat) is the source of this 2478-nucleotide messenger RNA. Lineage: Eukaryota; Viridiplantae; Streptophyta; Magnoliopsida; Poales; Poaceae. The record is from the annotation of a GenBank genome assembly.
AUGUCCCGCCCCCGCCUCCGCCACUGCUCCUGCUUCACCACGCCCAUGUCCCGCAUCCGCCUCCGCCGCCGCCUCUCCUCUUCCACCUCACGACCCACACCCUCCUGGUCUCCCCGCGCCGCCUUUGCCGCGGCCACGGAGCGCGUCCGCGACGGAACGCUCAGCCCGCAAGACGCACACCACCUGUUCGACGAAUUGUUUCAGCAGGCCACCCCGGUCCCCGACCGCCCCCUCAACGGAUUCCUUGCCGCCCUCACCCGUGCCACGCCCUCCGAGGCCUGCAGAGACGGCCCUGCUCUCGCCCUCUCCCUCUUCAACCGUGUCUACCGAGAAGAAGCCGGCAUGCGGGUGGCGCCGCCGACCAUCUUCACCUACGGCGUCCUCAUGAACUGCUGCUGCCGCAUGCGUCGUCCGGAACUUGGGCUCGCCUUCUUCGGCCGCCUCCUAAGGACGGGCCUGAAGGCAGACAAGAUCGUCACCAACACUGUCCUCAAGUGCCUGUGCUGCGCUAAACGGGCAGACGACGCUGUGAAAGUGCUGCUUCAUACGAUGACCGAGCUGGGGUGUGUGCCUGAUGCCUUCUCAUACGCCAUUGUCCUGAAGAGCUUAUGUGAUGAUAACAGGAGCCAGCAGGCGCUCUACCUGCUCCGGAUGAUGGCGAAAGAAGAAGGUGUGUGCUCCCCUGACGUGGUCACAUAUAACACCGUCAUUCAUGGCUUCUUUAAGGAAGGAAAAAUAGGCAAGGCCUGCAAUCUAUUCCAUGAAAUGACGAAGCAAGGGUUUGUGCCUAAUGUGGUGACAUAUAACUCGGUUAUCAAUGCAUUGUGCAAGGCCCGAGCAAUGGACAAUGCAGAGUUGUUCCUUCGGCAGAUGGUUGAUAACGGCGUUCAACCGAAUAAAGUGACAUAUACUAGCAUGAUCCAUGGAUAUUCCACUUUGGGCCAGUGGAAAGAGGCGACUAAACUGUUCAGAGAAAUGACAAGCAGUGGUCUUAUACCAGAUAUUGUCACUUGGAACUCGUUCAUUGACUCCCUUUGCAAGCAUGGAAGGAGCAAAGAAGCUGCAGAAAUUUUUCAUUCCAUGUCUGCAAAGGGCCACAAGCCUGAUAUCAUCUCCUACACCACUCUUCUUCAUGGGUAUGCCAAUGAAGGAAGCUUUCCUGAUAUGAUGAGUCUCUUUAAGUCAAUGGAAGGCGACGGUACUGUAGCCAACUGCCAAUUUUUCAACAUAUUAAUUGAUGCAUAUGCUAAACGAGGAAUGAUGGACGAAGCUAUGCUCAUAUUUACUGAAAUGCCAGGACAAGGAGUCAAUCCAAAUGUAGUCACCUAUUCAACUUUGAUAGCUUCACUUUGCAGAAUGGGUAGGCUGGCUGAUGCAAUGAAUAAGUUCAGUGAGAUGAUUGGUACGGGAGUACAACCGAACACAGUUGUUUAUCACUCCCUAGUUCAGGGCUUAUGUACACAUGGUGAUUUGGUGAAAGCGAAGGAGUUGAUUUCUGAAAUGAUGAAUAAAGGUAUUCCUCGUCCAAACAUUGCAUUCUUCAGUUCAAUAGUACACAGUCUAUGCAAAGAAGGAAGGGUUAUGGAUGCACACCAUAUCUUUGACUUGGUUAAAGACAUAGGGGAGAGAUCUGACAUCAUUAUGUUUAAUACGCUGAUUGAUGGAUAUUGCCUAGUCGGUGAGAUGGGCAAAGCAGUCAGUGUACUAGAUGUCAUGAUAUCAGCCGGCAUUGAGCCUGAUAUCUUUACAUAUAAUACACUUGUCAAUGGUUAUUUUAAGAGUGGAAGGAUCGAUGAUGGGUUGAAUCUGUUCAGAGAAAUGUCACAUAAGAAAAUUAAACCUACAACUGUUACAUAUAACAUCAUACUGGAUGGAUUAUUUCGUGCUGGGAGAACCGUUGCUGCCAAGAAAAUGCUCCAUGAGUUGAUCGGAUGUGGAACAACAGUGAGCUUGUCCACAUACAACAUAAUUCUUAAAGGACUUUGUAGAAAUAAUUGCACCGACGAAGCAAUCGUCAUGUUCCAGAAAUUACACACAAUUAAUGUAAAGUUCAAUAUCACAACACUCAAUACCAUGAUUAAUUCAAUGUACACUGUUCAGAGAAGAGAAGAAGCUAAAGAUUUGUUUGCUGCAAUAUCAGACAGCGGGUUGGUGCCCAAUGCCUCUACAUACGGCAUAAUGAUACGAAAUCUUCUAAAAGAAGGAUCAGUGGAAGAAGCUGACAGUAUGUUCUUAUCAAUGGAGAGGAGUGGUUGUGCUCCUUGCUCUCGUCUUUUAAAUGAUACUAUUAGAACGUUAUUGGAGAAGGGGGAGAUAGUCAAGGCCGGAAAUUAUAUGUCUAAAGUUGAUGGCAAGAGCAUCUCACUUGAAGCUUCAACUUGUUCAUUGUUGUUGUCUCUGUUUUCUGGGAAAGGUAAAUAUCGUGAACAAAUACAAUUGCUCCCUGUAAAAUACCAAUUCUUCGGUGGAGUUAGUUGA